Messenger RNA from Pseudogymnoascus destructans, 1538 nucleotides. RefSeq lists its product as uncharacterized. Bases 458 to 1138 code for a protein of 226 amino acids. NCBI's taxonomy places the organism in Eukaryota, Fungi, Ascomycota, Leotiomycetes, Thelebolales, Thelebolaceae. The transcript has a single exon. The record is from RefSeq and is a predicted model, not a curated record.
UCUGUUCACCAUCAACCUCUUGAGCAUCUCCAGGAACCCAGGAAGGUGCGAAUGGCCCGUUCAAGAGCCUCCUGUCUGGGGAAGGAGCGAAAGGAUAAAGGAUAGAGCGGUCAGUCAGACCAGGCGCCAUUCACUCCUCAAAACAUGCCGUGCCCUUAUAUCUUUUGCAAUCCCCCUUUGUCGUCCGUUUCGCCACUCAAACGACAAAGAGAGAUUGUCGCAUCUUGCUUUCACAGAGCCUCUUCCUGUGUGAGACGACAACAAGAACUCUCUGUUCGCCUGGCACGAGUAAGGGACCAUUCUUCCCUUCGUUCUGAAAAGAUACAUAAAAGCUGGCCUCGGCGCAUCUCAAGUCCUCCGAAAACCAAGCAGCAAACCCGCCCACCGGAUCAAGGUAAGUCAAGUGCAACCACAGGUAAGUAUUUUUUUUUAUGUCCACGUCUCCCGGUCAGGUAAGAUGUGUCGGUUUUCCAUGAACUUCUGCAGUUGGUGCGGCCAUUUCUACAUCCACAGAGCACCCUGCGUCAUCCCUAUUUGCACUUUUACAGGCAGUGCUCCAACCCGCUUCUCUCUCCAAGAUGACUGCCCAGCCUGCAUGGGUCACCCCGUUCAACCCACGCCUCCCCCAUCCCCGGCCACCAUAGCCCACAGCCGCUUUUUCACCCGUCACGAUGCCCUCGCCGACCAAACCGGCACGCGCGCACGGCGCCAGAACUUAUUAGUCAACACGGCGGACCAUUACAGCCAGCCACAGCAACCAACGUAUUCGCUAUACAGCCCAAUGACGGCCAGACCCGAGCUCCUCCGCGUUGUCCUCGUUGCUGAACUGCCCGAGAAUAGCGCCGCCUGUCCAAUCUGUGGCGGUCCGCUCUCCGACUGUACCUUCGACCCCGACGCCUGGGACAAAAGCGAGUUUCCCGUGUACCUUCCUUGCGACCAUCGACACAUCUUCGGGGCCUCCUGCGUCCUACGCUGGUUGAAGGAUAACAGCACAUGUCCGGUGUGCCGGUGUGAGUUUAAUAUAGACCGCGAGACGGGUGGCCCUUGGGAGACUGGCGAGGAGCGCGCUCGCCGUAUCGCCGAUCGGCCGACGUCUGAGGUGAGGAUUGUUGAUGAGGAGCUGGAGUUUGCGGAUUAGAGUGACCGCCCCAUGCCCAGGGGUCUCGAUGGUGAGGCACAAGACGGUGGGGUCGGUGAGUCGGGAGAUAACAUCGCAACAGAACGAAGGAGAGAGAUUGAACUUCAAGUGGACGAAUUGAUUCAAGAGGAAUCAAGAAAUAGGUAACCAGGUAACUUCACUAGGUGAGUUAGGUAAGCAACUCCCGUUCGUUAUAAAUAUCCGCUUUCCUUGGGAGGUUUGUAUCGGGUAGGCAACCCUUGUUUGAUAUCUUAUCCCCUUUCCUUUCAAGAUUCGUCUCGGAUCGGUAGAUUGACAAACAAACAUUACUACAAAACGCCAAGGAAGCUACGAGUUACAAUUUAUAGACAUAGAACUCUUCCAUAUAUAAUUAGACAUAACGUGGUUUAUCAGUACGUCG